GGCGGGCGGAAGCUUCCAGAAGCGGCGGCGGCGGCGGCGGCGGGGCCGCACCAUGACGGCGGCGGGGCCGGGGCCGGGCCCGGGGCUCGGGGCUGGGCCCGGGGCGGUGUCGCUGGCGGUGAGCAGCAGCCUGAACGCCUUCCGCGCCCACAAGCGCUACGGCACCGGGCUCACCAUCGCCGAGUUCAAGUGCAAGCUGGAGCUGGUGGUGGGCAGCCCGGCGUCGUGCAUGGAGCUGGAGCUGUACGGCCCCGCCGAGGAGCUGCUGGGGCGCCUGGACUGCGACGAGGCCCUGCUGGGCUCCUACCCCGUGGCCGACGGCUGCCGAGUGCACGUGAUCGACCGCAGCGGGGCGCGCAUCGGGGAGUACGAGGACGUGUCGCAGGUGCAGAAGUACGAGAUGCCCGAGAGCGACUACGACAAGCGGCCAGAGUCCCUGCGCGCCUUCCUGAAGCAGCGGCAGUGGGGCCGCUACGACGAGGCGGCGGCGCGGCGCCAGGCGGCCGAGCAGGAGCAGCGGCGGGCGCAGGAGGCGGCGCUGGCGGCCGCGCUCCCGGUGGGCGCCCGCUGCCAGGUGCGGGUGCCGGGGCAGCCCUGCCGGCGGGGCACCAUCAUGUACGUGGGUACGU
Messenger RNA from Oxyura jamaicensis (ruddy duck), 629 nucleotides. It is a transcript of the gene TBCB, whose product is annotated as tubulin folding cofactor B. Gene Ontology annotation, molecular function: alpha-tubulin binding. Lineage: Eukaryota; Metazoa; Chordata; Aves; Anseriformes; Anatidae. The annotation marks the transcript as partial. The record is from RefSeq and is a predicted model, not a curated record. The transcript has 4 exons. Gene Ontology annotation, biological process: tubulin complex assembly; post-chaperonin tubulin folding pathway.